AGGGAAUCCUGAGCUGCUGAAUGUGUUCAGUACCGACACCUUCAGACUCUGAGCCUAUAGGUGCUUGUUUUUCUUUAAAUGAAGGCAGUUAUUAAGGUUCAAAUCUGCAACUCACCCCAGGACUGCUCCAGCAAACAGGACCAGCAACAUAUAGGAUACCAGGAAAAAGAAUCCUUACCUCUGCAUCAAGGACUUUCACAUGUAUUCAAUGAUAUGGACAUUCCAAAGCUUCUGUAUGUAUCAGAGAGGAAACUCUCUGAGAGUGAGAAAGUGCAAGGCUAUGUAACCCAUGCCCACAUCUCUUCCCUUAAGGCUAGUCCUGCUGCAGCUAUUGUCAACACAGAAACUAUGGAGGCUGUUCCUUUGGUCAGUGGAACGAAUACCAAAUAUGAGUUUGAAGAAAUCAUUUUAGACCGGGGUGACUCAGCGCUCGGUUUUACUAUAGCUGGAGGAGCUGAUAACCCCCAAAUCAAUAAUGAUCCUGGGAUCUUCAUAACUAAAAUCACCCCUCAAGGAGCUGCAGCAGAGGAUGGACGUUUGAGGGUAAAGGAUUGUAUUCUGCGGGUGAAUGAUGUAGAUGUAUCCAGGGCCUCCCACUUCAAGGCUGUUGAGGCCCUAAAAGAUGCCGGUUCCACUGUACGUCUUUAUCUGCGCCGUUGCUGUUCAGUCCCAGAGACCAUCCAAGAAAUCCAGCUGGUCAAGGGUCCAACAGGACUUGGGUUCAGUAUUGCAGGUGGAGUUGGAAGUCAACACAUCCCAGGUGAUAACAGCAUAUAUCUGACCAAAAUCAUUGAGGAAGGAGCAGCAGAUAAGGAUGGACGGCUACAAGUCGGAGACAGAUUGAUAAUGGUGAACGGCAGCAGUCUGGAGGAUGUUUCUCAUGAGGAGGCUGUGGCCAUUUUGAAGAAUACUUCGAACGUGGUCCACUUGAAGCUGGGAAAGUCUACCAAAAUAUGCCUAUCAGAUGCGUUUGAGCUUCCUCCCAUCUCAAACUCUUACUUUUACAUGAAUGAUCACGCCUUGUCCGACCACAGCACUCCAGCGUACAAGUUUAGGUGGCCUCCCAUCUGUCCUGAGAAUUAUUUGAGCCUCUCUACACAUCCAGCUUUUGAAGAAGAUAUAAAAAGGGAACCCAGGACAGUUGUGCUUCACAAGGGAUCCACAGGCCUGGGCUUCAACAUAGUGGGUGGAGAAGAUGGUGAAGGUAUCUUUGUCUCCUUCAUCCUAUCAGGCGGGCCGGCUGACCUCAGCGGAGAGCUAAUGCGGGGAGAUGAGAUCUUAUCGGUUAAUGGCAUUGAUCUACGAGGAGCAACACAUGAACAGGCAGCAGCUGCCCUGAAGGGAGCCGGGCAGGUGGUCACCAUCGUUGCUCAGUACAAACCGGAAGAGUAUGAGUGUUUUGAAGCCAAAAUCAAUGACCUCAGAGAACAGAUGAUGAACCAUAGCUUGAGCUCUGGGUCAGGGUCUCUGCGAACUAAUCAGAAGAAAUCACUCUAUGUAAGGGCACUAUUUGACUAUGAUAAAAUGAAGGACAGUGGGCUACCAAGUCAGGGGCUCAGUUUCAAGUAUGGUGAUAUCCUCCAUGUUACUAAUGCCUCAGACGAUGAGUGGUGGCAAGCCUGCCGGGUCACUACCCAUGGAGACAGUAAGGAAAUAGGAGUCAUUCCCAGUAAGAAAAGGGUGGAAAGGAAGGAGCGGGCACGUCUAAAAACUGUCAAAUUUAACGCCGAUACAGGAAUGACUGAGUCAAAGCUGUCAUUCACUGACAAGCAAAAAAAGCACUUCACCUUUACCCGAAAACCCCCAUUCUACAAAAACAAAGAGGGUCAGCAAGAUGGCAGCGAUGUACAGCGAAGUCAAGAGGAUGUAGGUCUCUCAUAUGAAUCUGUUUUACGCCAAGAAAUUAAUUAUGCCAGACCAGUCAUAAUUCUUGGACCCCUGAAGGACAAAAUCAAUGAAGAUCUGAUUGCAGAGUUUCCAAGCAAGUUUGGUUCUUGUGUUCCACCUGCUAACAGUUCAGGGUCUAAAGACACCACAAGGCCAAGAAGGAGCUAUGAAGUCGAUGGACAAGACUACCUGUUUGUGAUGUCCAAAGAGCAGAUGGAGAGGGACAUCAAAGAUCAAAAAUUCAUUGAGGCUGGACAAUACCAUGAUAAUCUUUAUGGAACAAGUUUCCAGUCUGUAAAAUAUGUGGCCGAAAGGGGCAAACACUGUGUUCUUGAUGUUUCUGGAAAUGCAAUUAAACGACUACAAAUUGCACAAAUACAUCCAAUAGCUAUCCUGAUAAAACCCAAGUCUCCCGGUUCACUAAUGAACAUGAAUAAGAUGCUGUCAGAGGAGCAAGCAAAGAAAAGCUUUGACAGGGCUCUGAAACUGGAGAGGGAGUUUGGAGAACUCUUCACAGCUCUGGUUCAGGGAGACACCUUCGAUGAUAUUUAUCACCAGUGUAAACAAGUCAUUGAGGAACACUCCGGACCCUACAUUUGGAUCCCAUCAAAGGAGAAAUUAAAAUGACUCUUAAUGCUAGAAGGCAAAUGUGAAACUAUGUUGAGAAAAAAAGUUCUCUUUCAUUUGCUGUUACACUUAAUUUAUUCGUUUUGUUUUCCUACUUCACUUAUUCCCACCGAAUUGAACUAAAAUUGUUUAUUUUAUUUUACUUUUUUAUGUUUUUGAAUUUUUAAAAUGUAUAAAAACGUAGAAGCUAGAUUAGCAAGAUGAGAUGUACUUACAUCAGUGAGUGGAAUUCCAGACAGAUAGUAACUGUAAAACCAAACUAUCUUCACGUUCCCACUUUCAAAUAAAAAGACUGUCUUAUCUCUUCUCAUAAAUUCAUAC
This is a messenger RNA of Cyprinodon tularosa, 2835 nucleotides long. Its product is annotated as disks large homolog 2-like. Gene Ontology annotation, molecular function: kinase binding. Gene Ontology annotation, cellular component: neuromuscular junction; postsynaptic density membrane; neuron projection. The transcript has 22 exons. Lineage: Eukaryota; Metazoa; Chordata; Actinopteri; Cyprinodontiformes; Cyprinodontidae. The record is from RefSeq and is a predicted model, not a curated record. Gene Ontology annotation, biological process: chemical synaptic transmission. Bases 79 to 2514 code for a protein of 811 amino acids.